UCCCCCAGCCCUUGUCCACCCUCUCCCAUGUUUCCCCUUUUCUGCAGGUCAUGGCUUCUGCUUGAAAACGAAUCGAUACACAGAGCCACAAGACACCACCGAUGAGAUGGCAUUACGGUUUGAAGCUUCCUAUCCUGAUGGCCUGUGUCCAGGAUGGAGCAUCAUCCUAAAAGGACAGCCUAGCUCAGAAGCCGAUAAGUUUGAGAUCAAUUUCCUGUGUGAUCAGGACAACAGAAUAGCCUUUCAUUUCAACCCCCGCUUUUCUGAAUCAGACAUAGUCUGUAACUCCUUCCUCACGAACCACUGGGGACAAGAAGAGAGAUGUACAAACUUUCCUUUUGGCACCAAUGAGCCUUUUCAGAUUGAAAUCGAUUCAGACGAUGACAACUUCUAUGUUUACAUUGAUGACACAAAGGUUAUGCAGUAUAAGCAUCGAGUCAAGGACCUGAAGAACAUCACAAAAAUCCAAGUGGUGAAUGAUAUCAACAUCUCCUCUGUGGAGAUCAUGAAGAAACAUUUUUACUAAAAUUGUGAAGGAAUGGAGGCUUAAAUAUUUCCUCUGGGAAGCAUAAGCGAAAAUGAGCCUCUGC
This is a messenger RNA of Silurus meridionalis, 590 nucleotides long. It is a transcript of the gene grifin, whose product is annotated as galectin-related inter-fiber protein. The transcript is spliced from 5 exons. The coding region runs from base 107 to 526 and encodes 139 amino acids. Lineage: Eukaryota; Metazoa; Chordata; Actinopteri; Siluriformes; Siluridae. The record is from RefSeq and is a predicted model, not a curated record. Gene Ontology annotation, molecular function: carbohydrate binding.